UCCUGCCCCCUGCACUCGAGACCCAGUGGAGCCUCGGGAAAGGCUGCAGCCUUCAUGGACCACAAGCGGGGUGCAGGCUAGCAGCGUCGGGGUCCGCGGCCACGCGCUCUCCAAAGGACCUCCCGAGACUGAGCGCGGCCGGAAGAAGCGGCGGGUGGCCCCAGCGAAGGUCCGAGCUUGCCAGGUAGGGAUUAGGCAGAUGGCCAGGCAAAGUUGAUCAGUGCGGGAGGUGGCUGGCCUGAGCCUUCUCGCCGCUGGGAACCGCCAAGCGACUUGAACUCGACCUCGCCGCGCCGCGCCCCGGGCGCGCAGUGCAGCGCUGAUCUGCUGCUGCCCCGCGCGGGAGCGCACUUGCAAACUUGGUGGAGGUGCCCUGCGCGUCCUGUUGUGUAACCUCCGCGCUGCCAGCUGGACCGGGAAGUUGCCCGCCCGUCCUUCAGCUUGGUUCAGUCGCAACCUCGGGGCCAAUUUCAUGGCCCGCGACGAACGCGCGGCUAGAGCCGGCGUGGGCGAGCCCCCGCGCGCCCCGACCCGUGGGGAACUCCCGCGCGCCGUCCCUUCCCCUCGCCCGCGCCUCCGAUGCGCGCUGAGCCCCUCGCCGCUGCCGCCCGCUCGCUGCGGUCUGCCCCUCCGAGUUGCUGCCUGAGUUGGAGAGCAGAGGAUGACCGAGGUCCCUUGGCCAGCUGUCCCCAACGGGACGGACACAGCUUUCCUGGCUGGCCUGGGCUCGCCUUGGGGAAACAGUACAGUAGCUUCCACGGCAGCAGUUGCCUCUUCAUUCAGAUGUGCCCUGACCAAGACCGGCUUCCAGUUCUACUACCUGCCGGUGGUCUACAUAUUAGUGUUCAUCAUAGGCUUCCUGGGCAACAGCGUGGCUAUCUGGAUGUUCGUUUUCCACAUGAAACCUUGGAGCGGCAUCUCCGUGUACAUGUUCAACUUGGCUCUGGCGGACUUUUUGUACGUGCUCACCCUGCCAGCUCUCAUCUUUUAUUACUUCAACAAGACUGACUGGAUCUUCGGGGAUGCGAUGUGCAAGCUUCAGAGAUUCAUCUUCCAUGUAAACCUCUAUGGCAGCAUCUUGUUCCUCACCUGCAUCAGCGCACACAGGUACAGCGGCGUGGUGUACCCGCUCAAAUCUCUGGGCAGGCUCAAGAAGAAGAAUGCCAUUUAUGUCAGCGUGCUGGUGUGGCUGAUUGUGGUGGUGGCCAUCUCCCCCAUUCUCUUCUACUCUGGCACUGGGAUGCGGAAAAACAAAACCAUCACCUGCUAUGACACCACCGCCGAUGAGUACCUGCGAAGUUAUUUCAUCUACAGCAUGUGCACAACCGUGGCCAUGUUCUGCAUCCCCUUGGUGCUGAUCUUGGGCUGCUAUGGAUUAAUUGUUAGAGCUCUGAUUUACAAAGACCUGGACAACUCUCCUCUCCGGAGGAAAUCCAUUUACCUGGUAAUAAUUGUCCUGACAGUGUUUGCUGUGUCUUACAUCCCUUUCCACGUGAUGAAAACGAUGAAUCUGCGGGCACGGCUGGAUUUCCAGACCCCAGAAAUGUGUGCAUUCAAUGACAGGGUUUAUGCCACCUACCAGGUGACACGAGGUCUGGCAAGUCUCAACAGCUGUGUGGAUCCCAUUCUUUAUUUCUUGGCUGGAGACACUUUCAGAAGGAGAUUGUCCCGAGCCACCAGGAAAGCUUCCAGGAGAAGUGAGGCCAAUUUACAAUCCAAGAGUGAAGAAAUGACUCUCAAUAUCUUAUCCGAGUUCAAGCAGAAUGGAGACACCAGCUUGUGAAGGCACCAGACCCAAACACCUCCCUUUUGUAACAUGGUAGGAUGCUCACAGAACAAACUAUCUUUUUGUUCUCCUUAAGUUCCUAGUGCUCCAGAUCAGACAGUAGUGAGUUGAGAAAAAAAAAAGGAAGCAUCGGUUUAUUGCACACUCACGUUUAUCUUCCUUUCCUGUAAGCUCCUUUCUUACUCACUAGGAGUCUGUGUAAUCGAGCAGUGCCACCUAGAUAAACACGCCCUCUUCUCCCUUUGAAACUCACAGGCACGGCUAUUAUUUAAGUGUGUGCAUGUGUAGCAGGGCACUUUUGAUAUUAAAAGUUUCUCCCAGAAAAACUGGCCGCCUGGAAUUGGAGUUUGUGAUUUGUCCAGCCUCUGUUGCUGUGUGCAUCUCAUGGUGAAAACAAACUAAAGUCUCUACUUUCAAAAACUGCUUGGCCUAGGCUAAUACCAGUCAGUCCAUUCAGUAAUGAGCAGCUGCCUGCGGUCCGUGCCCUUCAGUUCCUCGGAAGCAUAGAUGGUGGCUGAUAAUGUCUUUGAGGAAUUGAAAAGGAAAAUAAAAUCAGUGGACUUUUAUGUGUGGAAAAUGAGUAUUUCCAGUCAUUUCUGGAAGACUGAUUCCGGCACAUUGCCUGUUUAAUGUUUGGUGGUGGGAGGAUGCGGAUAUUAUAUUAUUGGCAAAAUACAUUCAAAAUAAUUGAAGUGCAUGUGUUUUUCUUAUAAAUAUUGUGGACUGUUAGGCUUCCUGGGAUAAAAAAAAAAAAAAAAGCCCUCACUUGCUCCACUGCUGUGCAGUGUCUUUGGACUUUGUGUUCCAAGAGAAGUACUCACCCACAUCUGUGAAAACAAUUUUGAGAAAUCACAGUUAAAUUUCAGACUGAAGGUUGGUUGGCUGAAGCAGCAGAAUGUUAGAUUGAGGGCUAUAGAGCAGGGCUGUUAGUGUUUUAGAGGACUGUGGUUGACAGACAUUCACAGUGCGGCUGGGGGUGGGGAGAAGAGUUCUAAAAUAGUAAUGGGAAGAAGGUUCCUUCUGAUUCCUCAGAGUUCUUGAAAACAUGAAAUGCCUACUGAAAUGUGAAUGUAAGGAAGUCAUAGGUGUGCCAAGAGCAUGGGCAGCUGAAAUCUUUUAACAAAUUGUAAUGUUUUAACAAAUUGUUAUCUUUUAGUGACACUUGAAAUGAAAAACAUUUGCAGAGAGAAAGUAGAGGAAAUUAACUUGGAAGUAACCGAGGCACCAUAAAACUGAAAAGAAGGCAAUUGAAAGUAUACAUCAAGCCCUCUGUAGUUAGGGGAUAGCCACUGUUUUCUACUCUUGUCUGCUAAGCAGCAGUGAAAUAUUUGUAAGAAGGUACUGAAAUUUAAAAAGAAUUUUCAAUGAGUAACGAAUUGCUACAUUUGUAGUCCUUGGUAUCACCAAACUUAAUAUAAUUAAAAUAAUGAGGAAACAGUCACAAAUAAAUAACCUGCUGUCAGAAGAACUUUAGCUUGAAAGCUAGUCUUUACCGGCUAUCUUCUGAGGUUAUAAAUGACGCUAGAAAGCGCUUUUAAAGUACUUCCUAAGACAAAAAAAAAAAAGAACCUUUGUGACCCAGUAGGAUAUAAUGACAUAAAAUUCAGGGCUGGAUGUCAGUUUUAGACACGCGAGUGACCGGGGACCUGAGAGCUCUUUGGAGUGCUUCCAUUUGCCAAGUCUCAUGUUACUCAGACCCAUGAAGAAGAGCUGCAUUCAGCCUUCCUAUCUCUCAGUGGCUCUCUUACACAUUCAGUCUUGCCAUAAAAGCCAACUGAAGUAGACACUUUAGGUGUCUUCCACUUUUGAGGUUUGCAGAGUUCCCAAGGUGUUAAGAUUCAUGCAGCAUUUUCUGUUUCAGAACCCUACAGACAAAAGUCUAAAACAUAGCCUCAGUACGUUGACACUUCAAAACUGUUCAGUGGCUCAAAAGUAAUUUUGUUAAACUAAUCCAAAUGGAAAUUUCAGAAACACACAGCUCAGAGAUUUAUAUGUCUCCAUUAUUUCCUCAUUGUUUAAUACAGUUUUCUGCGUUUGAAUUUCAUGAUGCCAGUCUGAUCUUGGGUAGAUAUUAAAUGCACUGUUUCAACAUUCAUAAACUGUUCUUUGGGGAUGUGUUUUGGUGAGGGGAACCAAGGUCCUUUACACUUUGCCGUGUUCCUCUUUCUUGGGAUUAGCCCCAGGGCCUAAUGGAUACUAGGCAAGAGUCCAGCCACUGAGAUACAGCCCCAGCCUCACCUUCUUCCUUAGAUUGCUUCAUCAUUUAAUAAAAUAACACUGACUGUGCCAAAUUCUUCCAGGUCAAGAGAAGUCCCUGAGAUGACCUGUGCGUGUACAGGUCAGGAAGAAGCAACGCGUUAUUAGCCAAAAAACCAAUUUGUGCCACCUGAUAUGAGUAAGCAUAUUCAUAGUAAAGACAGAUCUGUUGACACUUGGGUGAAUGACACCAAAAAAUGUACGGUUUAGCAAGUCACUGAAUUUCACACUGCUAAAGUGUUUCCAACUUCAAGGGUUUGUGAUUGUUGUCGGUUUUGUUGUUAUUCCUUACAAAUUGUUCUUUGACUCUUUGAAGGUUGCUUUGAACUUAUAUUGCACUAACAUGAUAAAUUAAGAAGAAACGUAGCACAGAGAAAAUUCAAAAUUAAAACCACGAUGUGGCUACGGAGAAUUUGCUGGAAUCUUGACACUUGAAUCCCAUUUUGCAUGAGCAGCAAAAGUGAGAGGGUAUUCAUUUGUUGGCACCAUGGGUGCUGCGGUAAAUCUUGAAAAGCAGACAAUGAGAAUCUGGUUCUGUGCUUCCUAGGACUCUUCCAUCUAGUCCUUGGAUAAAAUUCUUUGUGUUUACCAACUGUUGUAUGGACAGGUCAAAACCUGAAAAUCUCUACUUAACCAGAACACUAUACCACCUUUUUAUAUGUCAGAUACCAGUACUUAGCAAGAGCCAGAAUUCAAUUAGUAACAGAACUUAGAAGAUGUGGUACUAGUAAGCAUGUAUCAAAGAUUUUGUUUUGCCAAUUGAAUGUAAUUACUACAAUAGUAUUUAUUGAUGAAGCUCGUGGGCCUUCAGCUGUACAGACUGUAAAACUUCUUUGAAAGUACAAUAUGCUGAUGUAAAUUCUAUUUAUUGCAAUGUAUAAUAUUCAAAUGUCACACUGGCAUAUUUUAUGAUAAUAUAGUGCUAGAUAAAAUGGCAAUUAUAUUUAAGACUUUUUCAUAUGUUAGUAUUGAACAUUUAAGACUAGUUUGUAUUUGAAUCUAAAACAAAAAUCUGUUUUAUUAUGUGUUUAAUUUUCCCUGGAUUUGGGUUUGCAUGCCUUCCUUUCAUUCAGGAUUCUUGUUCUACAGGCACAACUUGGUGUUAGACUAUUAUAAGAUUCAUAACAAGUGUAGGAUAUUUUAGACAGGUUUUGUAUUGUGUUAUAUAUAUAUUUGUAUUAUAGAAAGUUUGUGUUGUCUUUUCAGAAUGUUUGGAAUAUGCCCUAAAUAUUUCCACUGCCACAGGCUAAAUAAGGCUUGUCUCCUACUCAAAAUGGAUGAUUUAGAAGUCUAGUGGGCAUUAUAGACAUGAUGUAAGAAUUGAAACACACAUUUAGUGAAACAGCAAGAGAAAAGUGCGGCUGAUGUCUUUUGCUAGAUCUUGAAGCUUUGCAUUGUACUUUUUCUUAAGACAACACAGUACAAUCUUAACAUCUUUAAGGUAGGGGUUUUACCUAACACUACCAACAAGUUCAGCAUUGCAAUUGACUUUAAUCUAUUUUCUUCAGGCACUCUGGCAACUUCAAUGCCAACAUUUUUAGUGAUAACUGUAUCAUUUGGCUGCUAAAUUCUGCCACUUUUUUUUUAAAUGAAGGUGAACUUAUGUUACAGAACAAAAUUUAUGCAUUUGAGUUAUAUGUUGUUUUAGAGAUUUUUCAAGAAGAUUUUAUUUUUAUAAUAUCUGUGAUUUUCAUGUAGAUGAUGGAAGCGGAUUUCUUUGCAGUUAGCAGCGCUACGGAGAAGUAUGAAACAGUGUUAUUUGAUUGACACUUUGAGCCUUCUCAGGUUUAUCAGCAUCAGUGAUAGCUUGACAAAAUUUGGGUUGAUUACAUAUAACUGUCUUUGUAAUAAAAAAGAGGUGUACUUCCCGUAAAAGCACAGUAUUGUUUGAAUGUAGCAGGCUGCAGAAUCUCCCGUGUUUCUGUGCUUGCGUGCAUGUGUGUGAGUGCGUGUGUGCGCGCGUGUGUGUGGUGUGCCCAAGGCAUGGCAGCCAACCUUGUAUCUGCUAUUUAUAGUAACAACAGAACUUUAUAAUUGAGGUCAUCGGAAUUAUACUUAUCAUAGACAAUUCAAACUGAGAAAUUCAAUAAAACUAUGAAAC
Molecule: messenger RNA, 6143 nt
Organism: Microtus ochrogaster (prairie vole)
Lineage: Eukaryota; Metazoa; Chordata; Mammalia; Rodentia; Cricetidae
Gene: P2ry1
Product: purinergic receptor P2Y1
Biological process (GO): relaxation of muscle; platelet activation; phospholipase C-activating G protein-coupled receptor signaling pathway
Cellular component (GO): plasma membrane
Molecular function (GO): ATP binding; G protein-coupled ADP receptor activity; G protein-coupled ATP receptor activity
Source: RefSeq, a predicted model, not a curated record